Molecule: messenger RNA, 660 nt
Organism: Fusarium sp. VM40
Lineage: Eukaryota; Fungi; Ascomycota; Sordariomycetes; Hypocreales; Nectriaceae
Source: the annotation of a GenBank genome assembly
AUGCUGUCUUUUGCUUCUUCUCCCAUAUUCUCCGGUUCUUGGGACCAUCGACCAGUCGUCUCGUCGCCACUCUCCUCUUCACCUGUGCGCGCCCCAUCACCACUUUCACCAAUUGAUCGAAACGCGUUCGCGCAGCGACAGAUCCAGUCUUCUCCUAUCAAGGCUUCAAAAUUCAAGUUCGCUUCGCGUCCAGCGCGGCCGAAUCCCGUUAAUCGAAAGCGAGAGGAAGUACAUGAAGGACGACGCAAGCUGUUUCUCCAGAACGUGCGACAGAGUCGCGAGGACAAGGCCUGGCAACGUAGAGAUAUUGAGGGACAGUUCUUGAAGACAAAUUAUCUUGCCGAUCGGGGUCAGCUAUCCCAUGAUGCUCCUGACAUCACUGAGGCAGAUAUCGAGGAGGCUAUGACUUUUCACCACGAUCAUCCCCCAAUCCCCGAGGAUGACGAGAUGAUGGAUGAGGAAGAUCAGCUCGAGGCUAUGUUCGCAUCUUAUGAAGAACAGCAGACAGCUUUAUUACAAAGACGACCUUCACCUACACUAUCAGACGAAGACUACGACGAUAUCUUUGCUGAGCUUAUUGCACAGGAACAAUCUCAACAGAACACACAAUCCCGUCCACAAGACCAAAUGGACACGUCAGGGGAUAUAGAGAUGCAAUAA